This is a messenger RNA of Metarhizium brunneum ARSEF 3297, 333 nucleotides long. RefSeq lists its product as uncharacterized. Lineage: Eukaryota; Fungi; Ascomycota; Sordariomycetes; Hypocreales; Clavicipitaceae. The record is from RefSeq and is a predicted model, not a curated record.
AUGCCUCACCGAGUCCCAAGAUUGCCUGGAGCCAAACGCUCCGAGGUCCUUUGCAUGGGCGCCGCCGGUGUUGGCGUGCUCACUCCUCUCUAUCUCGUCAUGCCAGGCGCUGAGGAAAGACUGGCUCGCCAAACUGCUAAAUGGGCACCAAGAUGGGAACGCAACAUCACCUAUUUUACUCCUCGAGUCGAACGUGCUGUCCAGCGUAUUGAGCCUCCUGUCUCAAGAGCUAUUCAGCGAGUUGACAACCGCCUGCCUCUUGAGAAGAUGGCCAAGAAGGUCGACUCGAGCAUUCGAAGUGGUAUUUCCAGAUUUGGCGGACCAAAGGAAUAG